This is a messenger RNA of Caenorhabditis remanei, 1977 nucleotides long. RefSeq lists its product as uncharacterized. The record is from RefSeq and is a predicted model, not a curated record. Lineage: Eukaryota; Metazoa; Nematoda; Chromadorea; Rhabditida; Rhabditidae. The coding region runs from base 1 to 1977 and encodes 658 amino acids. The transcript is spliced from 7 exons. Gene Ontology annotation, cellular component: MICOS complex. Gene Ontology annotation, biological process: cristae formation.
AUGCGUGGAAGUCGUAAUUUAUUAACUCAACGAAUGGCUUCGUCCCGUGCUUCCGGGGCUUCUGGAGGCGUGAAGUUCGUUGGAAUCGCUGUCGGUGCAGCAGCAGCUGGAGCGGCAGGAGUUGCCGGAUACGCCUCAUACGACAGCAAUUUUAGAAAAACGUUGGAAAAUUCGAUUCCCGGUUCUCAAAACUUGUUGAAUUAUGCUAUUGGAGUUCAAGAGCCACCAGCACCACGUCUGAAAGAUCUUCGUCCGUUGCAAUUCUCUGCUGAUCCGAAAGUUCCACCAAAACCAUUCGAGCCAAAAGCAGUAGAAGAUUCGAAAGAAAAUGCGAAAGACAGUUCACCCGGCGAAGUAAAAUUUGUGGAAACUGUUACAAAAAUUGAAAAACGUAUUAAAAAGGCGGAUAACCCAUAUAUAGGAGGCAAAAGUUCGACAAAUCCUGAGCAAAAGAAUGAAAAUCUUACUGACUCCCUCAAAAAACAUUUGGUCAAAGCUGAGAAAGCCACGAAAAAUGCAACGGGAGCAAAGUUGGAGACGAUUAGAGCUAUUGAACAUCAUAUUCAAACUAUUCGAGAGGCGAUUGAAGCAGGGAAAGAAGGAGAUUGGGACGCGGUGACUGUAGCUCAUUUGAAGGCUAAACGGUUGGCUGAACAGGAUUUGGAAUGGGAGAAAAAAGCAAGAAAUGCGGUGGCUGAACUUGUUACGGAAGCCAAUCUCGGUGGACAAGGAGAGACCACACAGCUCAAUCCACUCGUUCCAAUCUCGAAAGCAACUGCAACAAAACUGACCAACGAACUAGAUGAAAUGAUUUCCAAUGUGAAACACGUGGACUCGGAGCGAAUUUUCGUGCAUGAUUACAGUGAUCGAGUGGCAGAAAGCCGAAAGAAAUUUCAGUUGGAAUUGAAAGCGGUUCAUCCGAAUUUGAAUUAUGAAGAGGGAAUGAAACUGAAAAAGACUGAUUUGCAGACAAUUCUUGCUCAUGCUCAUUUGAGAAUUGAUCAACUCAGUCAGAAGUUGAUUGAUAAUAAGUUAAACGAAGAAAAACGCGUUCAGUCAAUUGUUUCGAAAAAGAAAAAUGAUCUUCUCGAAAAGUUUCGUCUCGAAGCGAACUCCAAGCUUGCUGCGAUUCCAGAGGUUGAUAAGAAGAAGUUAGACGAGGAACUUGCUCAUGCAACUGCUGAAAUUCAAAAGAAGUACGAUGAAAAGUUGAAAGAAGUCGUUCGAACUCAGAAGCAAUUGUAUGACAUAGAACAUGCGAAGGAUGUAGAUGACGCUGUUCAAAAAGAGAGAAAUGUACACUCAUCAGCCGUCGGAAAAGCACUGGCUCAGUUGGAAGGAAUUGAGAGAGCACUUGCCGGACAUAUUCAAAUGGAUAUUCAGAAUAGAAAAUCAAAACAAAUGUGGUUGGCCACUCAAAAUCUGAAAGAAACUGUUAUUUUCGGAAAUCGUGCUAAGUGCUGUAUGGAGGGAAGACGUGCGCCAUUGGGAGAUCAGAUGAAAACUCUUCUUUCGUGUGGUGGCAACUCAGAUGAAUUCGUCAAAACCGUUGACUCAUCCAUGGCGAAAGCAUCAAAAGUUCGUGGAGAAUACACUGAAGAAGAUCUCAAUACUCGUUUUAAUAAAGUCUGCCGAAUUGGUCGUCGUGUUGCAUAUGUGAAUGAAGGAGGUGCCCUCGCUCAUCUCUAUUCCUGGCUCAAAUCCUCACUGACCAUCGAAUUGAAGCCUAAACAAGGAACUACUGAGAGUCUCAUUCCUGCCGCUGAAACCAAUUUCACCCUGCUGACACGUGCUGAACAAUUGUGGAAAUCUGGAAAGAAAGGAGACGCUAUUCGUGUACUUCAGAUGACCGAUGGUGCCACCAGACGAGUGGCUGCUGAUUUCAUUGAAGAUGCACGUCGUCAACAAGAAGCUCUUCUUCUUUCCCGUCUUUUGUUGGCUCAUGCCGCUCUUACCUCGAUUCGUUCUACUUAUUGA